GUUUUUCUGGACUUCUUUGAGCACGCUCCAGCCAAGCAGAGAACGGAGAUGAUCGAGUCCAUCAGAGAGGCGGUCGUGUACAUGGCGCACACACACGACGGAGCCAGAGUCACCAUGCACUGCUUAUGGCACGGCACACCCAAGGACCGAAAAGUUGUAGUAAAAACGUUGAAAUCAUACAUUGCAAAGUUUGCAAUGGGUGAAUAUGCUCAUCUUGUACUAUUGGCUGCAUUCGAUUGCAUUGAUGACACGAAGUUGGUUAAACAAAUUAUCAUCUCAGUAAGUGCUCUUUAGUUUUUCUUUAUUAGUUGGUGGUUUGUGUGUUAUUUAGC
Molecule: messenger RNA, 332 nt
Organism: Sinocyclocheilus grahami
Lineage: Eukaryota; Metazoa; Chordata; Actinopteri; Cypriniformes; Cyprinidae
Product: pumilio homolog 3-like
Exons: 4
Coding region: 49-294 (81 amino acids)
Biological process (GO): regulation of translation
Cellular component (GO): nucleolus
Molecular function (GO): mRNA binding
Source: RefSeq, a predicted model, not a curated record